Molecule: messenger RNA, 2397 nt
Organism: Uncinocarpus reesii 1704
Lineage: Eukaryota; Fungi; Ascomycota; Eurotiomycetes; Onygenales; Onygenaceae
Exons: 4
Coding region: 1-2397 (798 amino acids)
Molecular function (GO): protein binding
Source: RefSeq, a predicted model, not a curated record
AUGACCCGAUCUAUGCCUCGCUUCGAGGAUUACCUGCGGUAUUUCCCAACAAACGACCGACUUCAUCUCCACCUGGUGAAUAUUUACGAAACAUUCAUCUUAUUCUGCGCCAAGGCGUUCAAAUUUUUGAAUUCUCGACGGAUCACUGUAGUGGUGUGGGCAACAUGGAGGUCGUUGCACAAAACAUUCGAAGAUGCAGUUCAGCGUGUUUCCAGCGACAAGGAGGACCUCGAGCACGAAGCUAGAGCUGCAAAUAUCGAGGUCGGAUUUGUCCGUGAACAAGCAGCAGAGAAACGGCACCAGGCUGUGAUGGCGAUCAUCCCUACUGCCCUUAAAACUGCCAAAUUAAUCAAACCUACAUUCAUCGUUCCUGAGGCCCGCAACGACUCGUUCAUCGGAAGAGAAGUCGAGUUGGCAAGUAUUCAUCAACAUCUUAUCGAGUCAAGAAAGGCCGGGGAAAUAAACCUCAGAACUGUGACCAUCCGUGGCUUUGGAGGCAUGGGCAAAACGCAACUGGCGCUCGAAUAUGCUUUCAAAAACAGGAAGGUGUAUAAAGGUGUUUUUUGGCUUAGGGCAGAGAAUACGACUAUCAUGCAACAUGAUUUUGCACAAAUAGGGAGGCUUUUGGACGAAAACACGACUGGAAUGGACCUGAACAAAACAGUACAAGCCGCUAAAGACUGGCUGUUAGCUACCAGUCAGUGUAAGAUCGAACUAGAAGGCUUUCAGCCAGCGGAAGCAACGAAGCUUUUGACGCAAAUUUAUCCGCAAGUACCGGAAACUGACAAAACCCGCGAGGUGCUUAGCGAACUCGGCGGUAUGCCUCUCGGAAUUUGCCAAAUGGGCAUCUUUAUGCGACAAACCAAAUGCACGAUGGACCAAUUUUCCACCAUUCUUCAAACUAACUCUGAGCGAUUUUACUCUGAUACAGCGAGCAUGGCAGGAUCACAGUACGUGAACACACUUGCAACGUGCUGCGACCUGUCUAUCGGGCUCUUAUCAGAGAAAGAGACCUACCUGAUGGGGGUCAUGGCGUUCUUUCAGACAGAUAAAGUGCAGGAAUCGCUCAUUACCGGAGGCUGCCAGGACAACCCCCGACUGAAACACCUUGCGGACAUUUUCGAUUGGAACGAUGAGAUACGAAUACUUGCGAAACACGAUCUCGUUACUCCUAUUCAUGUAGACUCCGGUCGAAAUUUGCGCAUGCACCGCAUUGUAAAACGCCGUGCUAUCCAUGUGCUAGAGCCUCCCAAGAGGCUAGAAGCGUUUCAGGACGCUGUCGACCUAUUAAACCGCACCUUUCCUGCGAGGCCGCCGAAUGGAGGAACAAUGUGUAAGGAUUGGGCGGACUGUGAAUUAUGGAUUCCACAUGUGCUAAGCCUCAAAACAACCUUUGGUUGGUCAGGACUUUGCGAGCAAGAUGUCCCUAGAGCAUAUAUCGAGAUGCUAUGCAACUGUGCUUGGUACAUGUGGGAGCGCGGGACUGAGCAUGCACUUGAGUUUGCAACCCACACUCUUGAUAUCUCUGAAAAAGUGCUUGGGAAGGAUGCGCCGGAUGCCCUCCAAUCAGACAUCCUCACUAUAGUUGGGGCACUGAAACUUCCAACGUACCAGACACGGGAAGAAUGCGUCGAAUUGUUCCAAAGAGCCCUCAACGUUCGGCAAAAGUACAUGGCUGCAAAGACUAACCCAUCGCACGAUGACCAACGAAUGCUGGCCAAUUGCUAUAGCAAUACCGGCGCCGGUCGACUGGUCCUUGAAGAGUAUAACGAGGCCAUGCCGCUGUUUCAAAAAGCGCUUGACAUCAAAUAUACACUUGGGGAUGAAACCACCAUCCCGUAUGAUAUUGGGGUCACCUUGUACAACAUUUGUCGCGUUCAGAUGGGACAAGGCCGGGUGGCAGAAGCGAAAACUACUGCAAAGAAGGUGAUAGACCUGGUGGAGACCCACAACGGGCCAGAUGACUUUCGGUCAAACCAGUUUCGAUUCACCUAUGCAGACCUCCUUGUCGCUUGUGGUGAAGUGGACAAGGGCCUCGAGGUGCACGAACGCACAUUGGCGAUACGGAACCGAGCAAUGGGCGAGGGACACAAUGACUCAGGGGUGAGUCACUAUGGGUUAAGUUGCGUGUACCAGCAGUUGGGGCGACUUGCCGAUGCUCUGGAAAGCGUUGGCCGGGCCAUAACGAUUUUCCACUCAGUUCCCGGUGCGGAGGACCGGGUUGCGAGAUCGUACUUCCGAAAACACCUUAUUCUCAAGGAGAUGCAGCAAGACGGAGAAGCGAAGAAAGCCCUAGUGGAAGCACAGAAUUAUCGAAAAGCUUUAGUUGGACAUGGGCAGGCAGGAACGGAUUCCAUGGCUGACUAUGAUUCUCUUGUGUCCUACUACAACAAGUAG